Funneliformis mosseae is the source of this 951-nucleotide messenger RNA. The record is from the annotation of a GenBank genome assembly. Lineage: Eukaryota; Fungi; Glomeromycota; Glomeromycetes; Glomerales; Glomeraceae.
AUGGUCGAUAUAGAUUUUAUCUAUAAUAUUUCUCUAAAUAAGCUUCACAAUUUUCAAACAACUCGUGGCGAAAGCGACGGGUUGAGAAAAUUGGUGUUGCUUAAUAACUUUGUAUUUAAAAAGUUUGGUCCGUCGGAGCAAGAACCUUUGGAAUGGUCAGAAGAAGAUAUCAAGAAAGAUGAACAGAGCUGGCUUGACGCCUGUCUGGACGGUCUUGAUGAGGAAGAAGAAGGCUACGUUUAUGUAAAUAGACCUCUUGAAUGUCAUCAACCUUCUUCUUCAUCUACCGAGAUAGAUCGAUUCGAUGUCCCUCAAAUCUAUGAUGUCCAGCAUGGUUGUGAGAUGGAAUGUGAAGAACUCCCUCAUGAAGAACAAAUCUCUAAAGGCGAUAAUGCCAUGGAUGAUAUUAUAAUAUCUCAUGAUGAUCUCCACCUACCGUUCUUUGAUCCCGGUGGCGGGCAUGAUUCAACCACCCGGAUGGAAGAGGAAGCUCCUUUAAAAAAUACUUCAGAGAACUUGACAUGUGAAAAGGGGUUUCAUCCAUACUGGAAGGAUAAUAGCAUAAUAGCACAUCAUCCCACUUCUUUUACCAGAUCACCUCGAUUUCGACCAUAUUUAGAUUUAAGUACCCAUUCUUUCGGUAUUCCUAAAAUCUUUCAUAGGUAUCGCCUUGGUCAAUGUGACGAAAUUUCUUCACCACAACGCGCUGUUCUUGAUUUAAUACAACCUGAUUAUCUUUAUCAAUCGCCUGAAUUUUACGAAGCAUCUUUAAAAAGAUCUAAAGAUGAUUUAGAUAUUUUAUAUUCGUUAAACGCAAGAGAUUUGGAUCAAGGAGGUUUGAUGGAUAUUAUCAGCAUGUUAGAAUAUUAUGGUGGUAAAAAUCGUGAAAAGAAAUCGAAUUCAAGCGAAAAUAACGAUAUUUGGUUUGUGGACAAUAAUAGUGAUCAAUGA